Messenger RNA from Liolophura sinensis, 6591 nucleotides. RefSeq names its product androglobin-like. The record is from RefSeq and is a predicted model, not a curated record. Gene Ontology annotation, molecular function: calcium-dependent cysteine-type endopeptidase activity; oxygen binding; heme binding. Gene Ontology annotation, biological process: proteolysis. Lineage: Eukaryota; Metazoa; Mollusca; Polyplacophora; Chitonida; Chitonidae.
GGCAACGGGGCAGCAUGUUUUGAGAUCGGUACUGGGGCACUUUUGGUAAAGUAAGGGUAAAUUUAAACGCUUAUAAUGGCUUCCAAACAAUCGAAGAAAAAUCCUUCUUCCAACAGGACAAAUUCAGCAACUCCAAGAGAAGCAGCGUCGGUAGCAGCGAGUUCAGGUGGUGGAGACAAACGCCCCAGGCUGGUAAUCUGGCCUGAGUGGAACGAUGCAGAUGUCAAUGCUGAGAAAUGGGAUGUGGCCCAUAAAGGCAAAGGCAAAGAGGACAAAGGAAAGUCCCCAGUGGUGCAACAUUUCUUUGAGGAUCCAGAUGGCAAAGUGGAACUACCACAGUCCCUUCGUGUGGAUCACUGGAAACGACCCCAAGAUUUUAUAACAGAUGGGGUGAACCCUGUAGUUGUGGACUCCGAAGGAUGCACAUGUUUUGACCUCAUCAGCAGAAAUGAACAUAUACACAACAGUGAGUUGAUGAGAUGCAUUAUCAGUCAGAUUCAGGCGGUAUGGGAGUUGGCAUCUGUGAAGAAUCCCACAUCAGACUCGCCAUUAUCGCCCUCAGACGAAAGUGCCUUUACCUGGAAGCCCUGGGAACAUAUCUACUCUCUGUGUAAAGUGGGCAAGGGACCUCAUCUUCCUCUUUACAACGCCCAUGGCAAAUACAUAGUCAAACUCUACUGGAUGGGAUGUUGGCGUAAGAUCAUCAUAGAUGACAGUAUGCCUUUCGAUGAUGAGGGACAACUCCUUCUGCCUUCCUCUUCUGUACAAACUGAACUCUGGCCAAUGCUGUUAACCAAAGCCCUGCUUAAAGUCGCCUCCUUAGAUUACAAUGGAGGCAGUAGCAGCUCGGAGUUUGGAGACUGCAGUAUAAUUCAUUGUCUGACAGGAUGGCUGCCAGAGACUAUUCCUCUUCACCAAGGCCACAUCCAGGAGGUAUAGUUACUGAGGAGUGCUGUACCGGAGUGGAAACUGCCACUCCAAGAGUGGGAGAAAAAUGUAGAUCUUAGUCCAGACCCUUCCAGGAAAGAGGGCUCAGUGUUAUCUGAUACUGCUUUGAAAGAGGAGAAGGGAGAUAAAGAUUCCAUCACAAAUGAGAAAAAGGCUGAUACUGACACAAAGAAGGAUGGCAAGGAAAAGGGGGCCAAGGAUGCCAAAGAGAAAGACGGUGACAAGAAAGAUAAGAAAGAUAAGGACAAAGAUAAAGGACAAAGACAAAAGCAGUAAGGUGUAUCAGAAGAGUCACCAAUACCUGAGAAUCCAGAAGUGGUGGUAUUUGCCAGCUACUGGAGUACUCCAAAGCACCCUGCCAAAGUUUCGGUUCUUGGAGAAGUGGCUGAUGCAGGUGAGAGGCUAAGACAACAUGGUUUGUCACACCUGUACCCCCACCCUGUAUGGAUCACACAGACGCGGUCAUGUCCCCUCACACCCCCUCCCCCACCCGAGUAUGUACCUGCUUGGAAGCUCAUCAGGCCACGUGUCAAGAAAACCACACCAUCCGAUGAGCCUAAAGCUCCCCCAGAGCCACCAAAGCCAAUCCAGUGCCUAGAGCUGACCUCUCCAUUUGUUAACUACAAAGUCAGUCCUGUGCCCAUUCCUUCUGACACAUAUCGUCCCAAGUCUGCCUUAGAGCGCGGAGGUACCAGGUCCCGUGCCUCCACCAGUGCCAGCAUGUGUAUACUGGAGACUGAUGAAAACGCUCCAGAAGUACUGGUGACGGGAAAUGCGCAGAAAAUCAAAUCAGAUAGUAGUACAGAGUUGACAAGUAAAUCCAUUACCCCUCAGAAACCUGGAACUCCUGUUGGGAAGAAGAAGCCUGGGUCUGGUUCCAAGAUAAGUCAGCCUGAGAAUGAACGGAAGACUAGCAGAGUUAGCAGUCAAACUCUCCCCAAGGACAGGAUCAGAAGUGCUGCUGGUAUAAAAGAGCCCAAGUCACCCAAGCUGGAUGAGAAGGAUCAGCUGAGAGGUACAGAGGGAAGCUCUCUAUCCAAACUAACCACAUCAGCUGCCCUAGGCUCCCCAUCCGAUGCUCUCAUGACAGGAGACCUAAGCACAGACCUGGGGGAGGAGCUUCCAGUUGAUACAGACAGGUCAGAGACGAACUGUGGGGAGAUGAAGCCCAAGAAGUUUUGGAUGGAUUACGAUGUCUUUUUCAAAUGCUUCAGAAGCCUGUAUGUUUUCCACAAACCAAACACCUAUCUGUGUAAUCAUAAACACUCUGAUUUAAAGUGUGUUGCACCCACCCAAGUUGCCACAGGGAAAGACAAAAAGGGCACACCUGGUGUCCAAGGGGUAAAUCCUUCCUCCUCAAAGACUUCUCAAACCCCCACCCAUACCCACAGUGCACCCUCCCCCUCCAUUCCCCAGAGUGGCUCUGGAGAUGACAAAGCACAUCAUUAUUUAUUUGUCGAUAACCUCAACCCGACCGAGAUCGUGGUUUCUUCCUCGGCGUUGUGCCGCUGGCUUGAACCUCCACUCCUGCCCGUGACUGUGGAAGAGAAGAAGUCACACUCCAGUCUGAAGGGCAAGGAUAGAGAUACAGAGAAGGAGAUGUCAGCAGGCACCAGCAGUAGUCUGCUCGAAGGUUCUCCUGGGAAGGAGCUUACCCCCCAACCCAUAACCCCUGGCACCCUGGUGGCUGAGCCGUAUUCCUGGAAGAGCUUGGUGACAGGUCAGCCUGUGUUGAGGUUACGUACCACAGGGACACGCUCAGCUGUCCUAACUCUGCCUGCUGGCCGCCAUGUGUUACGCUUCAUGAUGUCAGCACCACUAGGGUAUCAUGUUCACCUGUGUUCUACAGUCAGCUUCGUGUUUGGUGAAGAGGAAACAGUCAUGUCACACCUGAAGAAUGAGAGUUGUAGGUUUGUAGAGAAUGCUAACCAAGUGAUCAGCUGUCUGGGCAAGUGCAUCAACAAUUUUCAUGAUUCAGAGCUGUUUAAAACAGCCUUUGAUGAGCUGGUCACUGCUCAUUGUCCCUACAGGAAUGUAAGACUGGCAUCUAAGCAACACCACUUCAAGGUGUUUAAUGAGUCCCUGUACCAGAUGUUGAAAAAGGCGUUAGCUGAUGGUAUCAGUCCUGACAUGGCCUUGGCAUGGAGAGCGUUUAAUUUUGAUGUCACCACAAAGUGGAUUCUCGGCAACUUGCACAGCAGCAGACCAACAACCGGUAAUACAAGUCACAGAGGAUCUGCAAAAACUACCAGUAAAAAGCAGGCAUCAUUAGAGGAUCCUGAAAAGGUGGAAAAUCCAUGGAUUGCCAAAUACAUGGAGCCAUCUGUUGAUGAGCACAUAGCUGCUGUGAGGAUUCAGAAAGUCUGGCGUGGUUACUGGGUUAGGAAGGUCAAGUCUGCUAGAACACCUGGUACAGAUGAGCACAGUAAAGUUUUGGAACAACUUCAGAAAGCGUGGACUGUCAUUGAGUCUAAUGCUGAGACACAUGGCCUUUUCUUAUUCAGGCAUUUGUUCAAGGCUGAUCCCGAGCUGAUGCCAUAUUAUCCGUUCUACAAGGAUGAGUGGAAUAAGAUUUGUUACGAGGACUACCAGGGAAGCUACCCAGACCAGCCUUCUCAUACCUGGUUUGUGGUCUUCAGGGAGAUAUUCUAUGUACAGGAGGAGAUGCUGGUUGUCCCUAAAGUGUAUGUCCCUAUAAACACCUGUAUGUUGAGGGUGAUCAACAAUGACACAGGGGAGGAAAUCCCACGAGUCUUCCACAAGGUGGCGCCACAUGUCUUCAAGAGAAACAAAAGAGGGUACACAUUCGUGGCAGAUGCUCGCAGUACUGACAUGUCACUGAUGGCUGGCAAGUGGAGGAUGCGUCUGAUUGGUUCACUCAGCCCUCUGCCUGCACCAGUCCGACCAGAGGUGAACUGUAGCUUCAUCAUGAAGGAGAUCAAGGACUAUUAUAUCCCUAACGAGAAGAACAUCAUCUUCAGGUACUCAGUGAAGGUAAGCGAGGACCACCUGGCCAGUCUACAAGUGAACACCUCCAAACCUGAUGUGUACAUCAAGCUGAUGGUGCUGGACAAUGAGGAGGAGGUGAUCAGCACUAUAGGGAAGGGCCACGCGGUGCUGCCCGCAUACAUCUUCCACAAGGACAUCAAUGCUGAGGACAAGGUUAGCGCCCAAGGGGAGGAGGAGAAGAAGGACAAGCAUGAUGAACACAGACGAUCAGGUUCUCGUGCGUCCACUAAGACAGGUAAAGGCCAAUCGUCUUCCAGUAAGGAAAGCGUCAGUGGUAAAGUUAAAAGGACUAGCUCAGGCAAGAGCCAGGAAGGUAGAAGUUCUAGAAACAGCCCUAUGCCAGAAGUUGCCCUAAAUAUUGAGUACGACGAGAAAGACCUUAAGCCUCACAAGUACAUUGUUCAGGCAGUGGUAAUGAAGGACAGCUGGCCUCUGUCAGAAGGAAACUGGACAUUUGUCAACAUGCUCAAGGAACUGGAGAAGAAUGAACUCAAAGUGGCCUUUAAGGAAAGAGCCCCUUCACCACCACGUGAGAAAACAGCGAAGGACACCAAGGGUUCUAAAGCUGCUAAAGGAGGGAAGGACAAGGGCGGUAAAGACAAGGAUAGCAAGUCCUCCCGCCCUCCCUCACAGCAGUUUGAUAUCUCCAGGCCUUUCUGGGUGCUGCGGUUUGUGAGCGAUGCCAGUGCUGUGGAUGAUGUAGAGGUGAAGAAGGAUACAGAGCGAGCUGAUGAGAUCAGAGCAAUGAAGAAAGCUUGGGAGGAUGCAGAGCCAGGCAGAGCUGCUAAGGCGUUACAGUCAAGGCUGAAGUACCUGAACAGCCAUUUGAUCAAGAUUCAACCUGAGAGUGGGGACGGGGAAGAGAGCCAUGAGGAGGAUGACAAGUCAACGACGGAGGGGACGGAUACCCAAGAAAACCCCCAGUCCCUGCCCCCAGCCACACCCAUGUCUGUGUUAGAGCACGGAGAGGAUGGAGUAUUCACUCUGGAACCUCCUCCCCCACCCACCCCAAAGGAGAUCCUACAACCCCUCGACAUCACUCCCUUCCUCAGACGUGGGUCUGGUGAACAGCGUUAUCUGGACGAGGCAGAGUUACAGAGGCAGAUAGAGAAGAGGCAGCAGGAGAUCCAGGAGUACCGUGCCUUCAGGGAGCGCGUGGAGAAGUGGCGGGAGCAGGACAAACAGAACAGGAACCUCUGUAAACAGAAACAGCUGGAGGACUGCGAGGAUCUACAGGCUGCCCUCGAUGGAGCUAGAGAAGCCGUGAACAUUCCAAGGGAGGCAAUUCGACAGCGCCAUCUAGAAGAAGAAAGAAGAAAACAGGAGGAGUUGCAGGCUCAAGAGGCAGCCCAGAAAGCAGAACUCGAGGCAAAGUCACCCAAAGGGAAGAAAGGCAGUGCAAAAGGAAAGAAAAGUGCUGGAAAAAAGAAGAAAUAAUUUUUUUUAUGUGCUGCAUUAUUUAUUACAAAUAUUUAACUUAUAUCACAAAAGUUUGAUGCAUAUUGGUAAUUGAUUUGCAAUAAAUUUUAUUCUGUAUGAUGAUGGUAUAUAUAUAAAUACUUUUAGCUGCAAGUACUAUUUGAUUAUUGUCUGACUUUUAACAUUUGUAUAAACUUUGAAUGCUGUGAUAUUUUUGAGCGCUGUUAGCAAUUCUUUGUGGACAAUCUAAAUGUAGAAAAUUGAAUUUGUGUAUAAAAUAACUGAAAUGUAAAGUUUUUAAUCCAUUGUAAAGAGUGUCUGUUUCAUUUCACUUAUAGAUUAUGCAACCUUAAGUUUAUUGGUGUUAGGCUUAUCAAUAACUCUAAUUGUUGGACUGAAUUUUACAGCAUAUUCAUUAUCAUUUUGUCAUUCAGAUGCAUUCAACAGUAGAUUUACCAAUAAUUGCAAAACAUUUAUACAGGGUGUUUUUUUUCCCUUUUAUAACCCAGUUCACAUUAUAGCAAACUCAUCAUAUGCAUUUGGACAUUCAGCUUUCUGUAUAUAGAACUUUCCACAGGAAAUGAAGUGGUUGCAAAGAUUAUCCCCAACAAUAAAUCUGUGAACAAUAAGACCUUCAAACCCGUCCUUUGUUAUUUUGGUAAAGUAUCAGUCUAAUACAAGUCCAGAAGACAUAUUUUUCAUAUUGGUGUUCGUCGUACGAGGUGAUGUAAAGUAUUGUGACAGUAGAACAACUAGCCAGUUAUACUGUGAAUGUUUUAUGAAGAUAUUUUGUACUAUUUUCUUACACCGUAUGAUGAUGUCUGUCUGUCUGUUGGUCUGCGCUGACCGUAUAACAGACGGCUGCCUUAGCCCUUACCUCCGUCCCCAGUUAAAGGUUUUCAGCCGUCCAUCCUUCUGUCUGACACACACAAGUCAAACAGCCCUUCAUUUCCGUCCUACGUAUACAUAGAGCACUAUAGGAAGCACUAGCAGGCCAUACCACACCAGUAGCAGCACCUAGAUAACCGGGGCCUUCUGACUGACGGUCCUGUCAGUUGUAUCCUCUUCAGCAAUGGUUGUGACUAGAAUGUACAGUUGUAUAAUACAUAAACUAUAAUAUAUAUAUAUAUAAAUAACUUACAUUUGUGAUGACUUUUGUAAAAACAUUCCAUCUUGUACAUUUCAUGUAUAUAAUAAAAUGUGUGAUAUAUUCCA